Vitis vinifera (wine grape) is the source of this 1218-nucleotide messenger RNA. RefSeq names its product zinc finger protein 10. The record is from RefSeq and is a predicted model, not a curated record. The transcript has a single exon. Bases 232 to 1080 code for a protein of 282 amino acids. Lineage: Eukaryota; Viridiplantae; Streptophyta; Magnoliopsida; Vitales; Vitaceae.
CCCAACCCGAAAAGUAAGCAAGAAGACUUUUUCCGCUGAACUUUUCCUCAGCCUCAUAGAUUCUCUAGUUGUUUUCAUGGUUUUUCAAUUUUGAAUAUUGAGAUGCCCUCCUAGUCCACUACAUAGCUAUACAUCUCUCUUCUCCACCCUCCACUCCCUUUAAAUUAAGCUUCUCUCAAGCCCAUCUCUUACUCCCAACUCCUUUUCUCCAUCUCUGCUGCUUGGAAAUAAAUGGGGCAAGCUCAGUACCUCAUGUUGAUGAACAAGAAACAUAUUCUGAAUUCCCAUUGUCAAGCACCGAUGAGCUUGUUCAACGAUUCGUGGGAAGAACAAGCUUUCGCAGAAGAUGCUGCAGGAGCUCUUGGACUUGGAGGAUGCAUAUGGCCUCCCAGAUCGUAUUCAUGUAGUUUCUGUAGAAGAGAAUUUAAGUCUGCUCAAGCCUUAGGUGGUCACAUGAAUAUCCAUAGGAGGGAUAGAGCUAGGCUCAAACAGUCUCUUAGUCCCCACAAUGAAACUGACCUUCAUAGUCAAAAUCAUGGUUCUCACAAACCUGACUCCAAUCCCGGGCCCGGUUUUCUUUCAUCACCUCUCUCUCCUUCUAGGGUUUCAGCUUUAUCGACUCUGGAGAGUUUUAGUGAGCAUAGCUUUGUCUCUCCACCUUAUUCCUCUUCUAUUCUCCAAGGACACCCAAAGGGAUCUUCUUGUUCUUCCCCUCCAACUUGGUCUGAUUCCGUGGCAGUCACACUCCUCAGUAUCUCAGAUUCAAAAGCUGAAUUACAAAAGAAUCAAACAAAAGAAGAAUCUGCAAUCCAGAGCCAUGAGGGUAGUACAGUGCAAACUGAUUUAUCUGUGAGCUUGAAUUCAGUUUCUCGUCGAAAUCGAUCAACUGGCUCCGAUGAUGAUGAAGCCACUGUCGGCUUUAAAAGACCUAAAACUGCUGUUUUGUCACUGCCGUUCUUCCUUAACCCUUGUCCACAACAAAGGCAUCCUCUCCAACCAGAAGUACUUGGACCCAAACCUAGCUCCAUGGAGGACAUUGAUCUUGAGCUUAGGCUUGGUGAUCUGCCAAAGGUGAAGUAGGCUGCAGUCUUUCUUUCUCAAGAAAUUUAUGUUUCGUUUUUAUUUUUCUUUUCCCCCUUUCCUAUGGGAAAUUAGCAAAGGCCUUGUGGCAAUCCAUUGGAAUUUGAAUAUAGAAUGAAAAGCUCAGUCUUCCAAAUA